Helobdella robusta is the source of this 390-nucleotide messenger RNA. RefSeq lists its product as hypothetical. NCBI's taxonomy places the organism in Eukaryota, Metazoa, Annelida, Clitellata, Rhynchobdellida, Glossiphoniidae. The transcript has 2 exons. The record is from RefSeq and is a predicted model, not a curated record. Bases 1 to 390 code for a protein of 129 amino acids.
AUGAAAAAUACGACCAAUUGUGUUUCAUUGACAUGCAGCCAUGUUAUUUUCAUGUUUUUAAGUUGGAAAAUUAACUUGGGACUGAAAAAUCGUUCAAACUCCACGCUCGCAAAUACGGAAAACUUGGAACACAUUGUCGACAACAAUGUUGAUAACAAUGUUGACAACAAUGUUGACAACAAUAUUGACAACAAUGUUGACAACAAUGUUGACAACAAUGUUGACAACAAUGUUUACAUCAAUGUUGACAUCAAAUCUGGAAGCUUUGUUGAUGAAGAAAAUGUCUACGAGUUGACCAGCGUUGGAAAUACCGACGACGAUCACCUCUACCAUAAUGUUCGUCUUGGAAAUCAAAAAGUGAGGAAGGUUUCAAAGGUGACAAAAGGAUAG